CCCUCCGCCGAGGCUGGGCUCCGCGGGCGGAGGAGGAGGCUGCUUGCUAGGCUGCAACUAGCUGGGCGAGCUAGGAGGCGACGAUCACAGCUGGGCCUGGACUUCCUUCCUCCAACCGCGGGACAACACACCACCCCCGGCUGCCGGCCUUGAGUCCCGGGCAGCGGCCGCAGCCAGACGCGGCCGCCGCGAUGGGCUCCCUGCUGAGCAGCGACAGCGGUAAAUCCGCGCCCGCCUCGGCCACCCCGCGGGCCCUGGAGCGCCGGGGGGACCCCGAGCUGCCCGUCACGUCUUUCGAUUGCUCCGUGUGUUUGGAGGUGUUGCAUCGACCGGUCCGGACCCGCUGUGGCCACGUAUUCUGCCGUUCCUGUAUUGCUACCAGUCUAAAGAGCAAUAAGUGGACCUGUCCAUAUUGCCGGGCAUAUCUUCCUUCAGAAGGAGUUCCAGCAACUGAUGUAGCUAAAAGAAUGAAAUUGGAGUACCAGAACUGCACGGAGUGUGAUACCCUGGUUUGCCUCAGUGAAAUGAGGGCGCACAUAAGGACAUGUGAGAAAUACAUCGAUAAGUAUGGACCGCUACAAGAACUUUCAGAGACAGCAACGAGAUGUGUGUGUCCAUUUUGUCAGAAAGAACUGGAUGAAGACAGCUUACUGGAUCAUUGUAUUACUCAUCACAGAUCAGAAAGGAGACCUGUGUUUUGUCCUCUUUGCCGCUUAACACCUAAUGAGAGUCCAAGCAGCUUCAAUGGCAGUUUAAUAAGACAUUUGCAAGUUAGUCACACUUUGUUUUAUGAUGAUUUCAUAGAUUUUGAUAUAAUUGAGGAAGCUCUUAUCCGAAGAGUCUUAGAUCGAUCACUUCUUGAAUAUGUGAAUCACUCCAAUGCCACAUAAUUUUAUUAAUAGGGAGGGGAAAGGGAUCAUUCAAUUGUACCACUUAAAUGCUGCUUAAACAAUUGGGGGAUUGUUUAUAGAGGGAAAUUGUCAAUGUUUGAUGGAGAACAAUGUAUGUUUGUGCUUAUUGUUAUAUUGUGCUAAAGAACUGCAUUAA
Molecule: messenger RNA, 1047 nt
Organism: Dipodomys ordii (Ord's kangaroo rat)
Lineage: Eukaryota; Metazoa; Chordata; Mammalia; Rodentia; Heteromyidae
Gene: Rnf125
Product: ring finger protein 125, E3 ubiquitin protein ligase
Exons: 6
Coding region: 192-890 (232 amino acids)
Biological process (GO): ubiquitin-dependent protein catabolic process; protein polyubiquitination
Molecular function (GO): ubiquitin protein ligase activity
Source: RefSeq, a predicted model, not a curated record